UGAGAAGCGCAACGAGUCAGCAGCUAGAACCGGAGCAUCGUAGUUUAGUGUCCGUAAUUCUUCUUCGUUGCCGCGUAUUUUUUUUUCACUCGUCCGGGCUAUAUAAUCGGUCGUCGUAUAAUUAUCAUUUUUUCAUUUCAAUUUUUCCCUUCGUUUUUCUUUUUAAUUUUCAGUACCUAUAAUUUUUUUUGAAAGAAAAAUAAUUUUUCAUUCGAUCGCGUACUGCUCGUUAAAUUUUUUCAAAUUCGACCCCAAAUUUUGCUGACGCGGGUGACGAUAUGCGAACGAUAUUAUAAUUACGUGACGUGUGCCGCCGUCUGAUUUAUCAUAUAAUAUAAUAAUUCGUACGAUAAUUAAUAAUGGUUCUUAAUUGAUAAAUAUUUUCAUUUCGUUGAUCGAAUUGUUCGCUUUUUCUUCAUAACCUGAUAAUUUCUCGAUCACAUGUUGAAUUCGGUUAACGUUGCAAACUCAUCAUCAUCAUCAUCAGUGCACUACCGGCUUCGACCACUCCACCGCUAACUCACCAUCUUCAGCAUCAUCUCUACUCAACCAUCAGUCCGAAACCCAUCCACCAUUGUGGAAGAAAAAGAGACAAACGCUAUCCGGGGGCCUUGGUGUUCAUCACCAGUGGCCUCUUUGGAACACCGCUGGCUCUAUCCUUAUCAGCAAUCCACCCAGCAGCACAUCUACCACCCUCGCAAGACUCAUCGCAAGAACAACCGUCACUUGGUCAAUCGAAGACACCACAAUAACAACAACGAGUCACCCCCUGAUAAGAAAACCAUGCCAAUGCUGCUGCAUCCACCUCCUAAUCUAACCUCCAGGACUCAACACGAGCCAGACUCGCCUCAGCCUUUGGAUUUCUCCGUUUCGGGAGUUUCCAGGUAUAAUGGGCACGUGGAUUCGAUCAGGAUCACCACCAGUGGCCCCGGAGGUGGCGUUGGAGUCGGAGUCAACAACAGUGGUCAAUUGCAAACCGAUACAGAUAACUGUAGCGAUCCGGAAUAUGGCACUAGGACGACUAGCAACAGUAGCUCGGCUGCUUCGGCCAUUUCGGACGAGGGUAGCUUGGUACAUUCGCCUGGAUCGCCGGAUCAUAAUGAAAACAAUGAAAAAAUCCCCGAUGUGUGGCGCGAGGGUGAUUUACUAUCGUGGCGCAAGGCGACAAAAGAGAAUGCUUUUCAGGCUACCGAACUGCAGGCGAUAAUGGAUCAUCAAAGACUGCAACGACUUAUACAGGCUGCGGCCGCGACCAGAAAUACACCAGUCCAGACCAUAGACGGUAAAUUGAACUGUCGAUUUCUCGCCACCCCCGAUAGCCCGUUCAAGAACGAGAAAAUUAUCGAAGAAGAGGAAGAAAAAUCCGCUAAUAAGCCUUCCUCGUCGCCGCCAUUUCCGUUCGCUCGUAUACGAAGAAUGGACGAUAGACGUAUCGUUCAUCAUCACGUACAAGAUAGUAAAAAUAAUACCAGCGCGAAGAAUAUCAUCAAGUCGGCCCGAACCGAAGAUAAAUUUACCGCUAUCGACGAUUUCGACGAUAAUUCCAUCGACGAGGAACGACUCGCCGCAGUCAACGCUAGGCUAAGGUUUCCAGCUAAUACAGAAGAACAGAAUCGAGGCAAAGUGAAAAGAAAAUCACCAUCGCCAUUACGAAACAAUACUAUUAACGAAGCUAGUGAAGACAGCAACGAUAGUUCAGUUAAUAGUGAUGAUGUAAACGAUUCCAUUGAUUCCGCUGAUACCGAAGCCAUAAAUUUGGUAUCAGGAUCUCAGAGACACUCGAAUUCGCCCAGUUCAACUAAUCAAGUAACAUCUAGUAAUGGUUGCGGCACUCACCCACCACCUUCUCCUAAUAACUUGCAAGCAGCUUUAGCAGCCAUUCAACAAACUGGUCAUUUAAAUCAGUUAAUGAUGGGAGCUCAAGCUCAAGGCCAACAGCAACUUCUGUUACAAAAUCAGCUAGCUGGGUUGCCUAUACCAAAUUUAUCAUCCCUCGGGCCCCAAGAGUUGCAAGUUUUACAACACGCUUUCCAACAACAGCUGCAGCAAUUUGUUUUAUUUCAACAAUCGGCUGCUGCCGCUUCGCCUACUACCCCUUCGCAAUUAUCUCAACCUUCGUUUUAUUUACAAAAUCAGGGUUUGCUUUCGAGUAAUUCUGGAUACAUUCACCGUAAUACUGUUUCUCCGCAUGCGAAUUCUAACACCUCAACGCCGCAUUCUAUACAAGUUCAACAAGCAGUAGCUCAAGCAGCUCAACAGUUGCAACAGUUACAAAAACAGCAGCAACAGCAACAGUCGCAGUGCCAACAAUAUCAGCAUAACAGCAAUAGUUCGACACCGUCCAGUACUAAUAAUAAUAGCGUGUCUAGUAAUAAUGGAAAUAACAAUAGUACCAACAAUAGCAGUAGUAAUAAUAAUAAUAGCAGUAGCAACACAGUGGCUUCCAGUUUACAUCAUAUCAGACCUUCGGUAGCAUCACAGCGUCUUUUAGAUUUAGACGAAACAACUGAUCUCGAAGAAUUAGAACAAUUUGCUAAAACUUUUAAGCAAAGGCGUAUCAAAUUAGGCUUUACUCAAGGAGACGUCGGUCUCGCGAUGGGAAAAUUAUACGGAAAUGAUUUCUCUCAGACUACCAUAUCAAGAUUCGAAGCGUUAAAUUUAUCGUUUAAAAAUAUGUGCAAACUGAAACCGCUGCUGCAAAAGUGGCUCUCAGACGCCGAUAGUACCAUGAGCAAUCCUAGCUCGUUAAGUAAUCCGCUAACUACACCGGAGACUAUUGGAAGACGAAGAAAAAAACGCACUUCAAUAGAAACAACGGUCCGAGGUUCCUUAGAAAAAGCUUUCCUAAUUAAUCCUAAGCCCACAUCCGAAGAAAUAGCAAUCCUAGCUGAAAAUCUAACCAUGGAAAAAGAAGUGGUUCGGGUUUGGUUUUGUAAUAGGCGACAGAAAGAAAAAAGGAUUAAUCCACCUUCAGUCACGAUGGGUAGUCCGACUCCUAAUCAUUUAUUUUCUUCGGCUACUAGCAUAGUAGCUAACUCGAUGCCUAGUCCUUUGGCUUUAGUUACGUCUAAUAACCAUUCUUAUUCACAUCAUCAUCACCAUCAUCACCACCAUAAUCCAGAUCGACAAUUUCGUGAUUCACCCGAAUAAAUUAUUAACGUUACAUUUAUAACGAUUUAUGUACGUUAACGUUGUUUUAAUAGAAUUGUCGCCUAGAUGAUUUUCUUAUAAGUAGAACAAUUAUAAGCAACAUAUUUGUAAAUGUAAUCUGAUCUCAUAAUCGUCUAAGAUGGAAUUUCUGUACGCGAAAAAGCAAAAUUUUGAAAAAAAAAAAACAAAAAACAAUCAAUUUUAUUAUACGAAUCUAUUUUUCAAUACAAAAAUUUCUGCAACUUUUAUACUACAAUAGUACAUUGAAAUUUGAAAAAAAAUAAGAUGUACUUUUCCUUUUUUAAUAUUAGAAUUUUUAUUUCUUACUAUUUUUUUUUUUUUUUUUAAAUAAAAUUCUGUUAAUACUGCCAAAUACUGGUAUUAGUGAACUUUUCAAGUAUACGUAAUUUUCAACAUAAUGGGUGGAACAUUUUAAUCAAAUUUAUAUUUAUCAUUAGUAACUGUAACUAUUAUGUUAGAAAUUUCUAUUAUCAUUAUUAUAAUUUUAUGAAAAAGUAGAAGUAGAAUUGUAUUUAGUAGAUUUAAAAAGAAAAAAUUCUAUCAUUCGACACUCUUCAGAUAUUCAUUGUAUUUUUGUUUUUGUAAAUAAUCCGUUUUUAGUUUAUUAAUCAGUUUUUUUUUCUUUUUUGUACAAUGUUGCUAUGUUUAUGUGUGUGUUAUACAUAAACGACGUUAUUUUCUUUCCUUAUGUUGAAUUGGUUUUUUCUUUAUUUUCUUUUUUUUGUUUGAAUAUUUUAUUUAUUGAUUUUUUUUCUCCUUUUUUUGUUUUUGCAUUAUUAUUUUUUUUAUUAUGUAUAUAUUAUACGAAUUGAUGGAGUACCUAUAACGUGUAUAAGAAAGAUGAGUAAUUCGUCAACACUGAAAGAAUUUUAUCAAAUGAUUUUGUUAAAAAGUUUCAAUAAAGAUAUACGUCCUUA
Planococcus citri (citrus mealybug) is the source of this 4088-nucleotide messenger RNA. Its product is annotated as POU domain protein 2-like. The transcript is spliced from 10 exons. The coding region runs from base 784 to 3150 and encodes 788 amino acids. NCBI's taxonomy places the organism in Eukaryota, Metazoa, Arthropoda, Insecta, Hemiptera, Pseudococcidae. The record is from RefSeq and is a predicted model, not a curated record. Gene Ontology annotation, biological process: regulation of transcription by RNA polymerase II. Gene Ontology annotation, molecular function: DNA-binding transcription factor activity, RNA polymerase II-specific; RNA polymerase II cis-regulatory region sequence-specific DNA binding.